Messenger RNA from Artibeus jamaicensis (Jamaican fruit-eating bat), 3686 nucleotides. RefSeq names its product fucosyltransferase 1 (H blood group) (gene FUT1). Lineage: Eukaryota; Metazoa; Chordata; Mammalia; Chiroptera; Phyllostomidae. Gene Ontology annotation, molecular function: galactoside 2-alpha-L-fucosyltransferase activity. Bases 903 to 2006 code for a protein of 367 amino acids. Gene Ontology annotation, biological process: carbohydrate metabolic process. The transcript is spliced from 3 exons. The record is from RefSeq and is a predicted model, not a curated record. Gene Ontology annotation, cellular component: membrane.
UCUGCCUUCCACCUGAAUUUCUAGGUUUCUGGGGUCAGACAUCGAGGAUCCUCCGUCAUCGGCAAAUCAGUCAGUGACACAGGACCAAAGUGUUCUCUGCAAAGACACGGGCGUUCUGACCCCGAAGCCUCCCAUCUCAAGCUCCCCAGCCCCUGCCCAGGCGCUGGUGUAUCAAACACCCAGAGCGCUUUCUCCCUGAUGCAAUCCCAGCUGUUCUUUCAUAAGAGAAGCUACUUCAGGCCCAGACAAGCGCUCCCACAGCGGCCUGCGUGGGUGGGUGUCUCCAACUCCCAGUCGGCAGCGGCCGGGCAAACAGGUUCUCCAGGCUCACGGGGAGGACGCGGUCGGUCUGGAACCGCACUGCGCCGCGCCCCGCCCCUCCUCGCUGGACCUGUAUCGGGGCCCCACCCCAAGCCGCUGGGGCGAGGCCGAGCUGGGCGCAUCCAGGCGCAGUGGAGACAAGGUGAGCCCAGGCACUGGAGAAGAGGGGGAGAUCGACGGAUCCCCCGGGUCCGGCAUUGCAUCUGGGCGCCGGAUCUCCAGGUCCACCAAAGGGCGCGCAUCCUGGGUGGCCAGGUAGGCUGGCCGGGACGAGGCCCAGUGCCCGGGAGAAGGGGGCUGGGAUCGCUGGGCUCCCGGCGGGAAGGGGCGGGGCGCUGCCUCACUCUUACCUGCCUGGCCCGGGAGAGGGAGAAGCUGUGAACCAGCGGACCGCGCCCAGCGCGCUGGCUCCCAGAGCCCUGGCCCCCAAUUGAGCAAGGAGGCGUGGAGCGCAGGCCCACGGGUCCUGGAAACCCGGAGUCUGCGGUUCUGGGGCUGCCGGGUGCAGACUACUCUCGAGGACAGCGGGCUGGGGCCACACCACGGCCAGGGGGCACCCGCCCCCCGCCCGGAGCUCAGCCAUGGGGACCCUCAGCCGACGUCACCUCUGCCUGACCUUCCUGCUAGUCUGUGUUCUUGCAUCAAUUGUCUUCCUCCACAUCUUGCAAGACCUCUUUCACAAUGGCCUGGGCCUGUUUGGGGGCCGACGGCGGGUGACAAGCCCCGUGGCCAUCUUCUGCCUGUCGGGCACCCCAAGGAGCCCCAACGCCUCCUCUCCCUGUCUCACAGAGCCUGCCUCCCUCUCAGGAACCUGGACCAUCUGCCCGGUUGGCCGGUUCGGUAACCAGAUGGGGCAGUACGCCACUCUGCUGGCCCUGGCCCAGCUCAAUAACCGCCAGGCCUUCAUCCUGCCCACCAUGCACGCGGCCCUGGCCCCCGUGUUCCGCAUCACCCUGCCCGUGCUGGCGCCCGAGGUGGACAGAGACACGCCCUGGCGGGUGCUGGACCUGCACGACUGGAUGUCGGAGGAGUACGCCCACUUGCAGGAGCCUUUCCUGAAGCUCACCGGCUUCCCUUGCUCCUGGACUUUCUUCCACCACAUCCGGGAUCAGAUCCGGAGGGAGUUCACCCUGCACGACCACCUUCGGGACAAGGCCCAGGACUUCCUGAGACGGCUCUGCCUGCCCGGCACCGGGGUUGCCCCGUGCACCUUCGUGGGCGUCCACGUGCGCCGUGGGGACUAUCUGGAGGUAAUGCCCAAACAGUGGAAGGGUGUGGUGGGUGAUCGCGCCUACCUCCAGCAGGCCAUGGACUGGUUCCGGGCCCGGCACAAGGCCCCCAUCUUUGUGGUCACCAGCAACGGCAUGGAGUGGUGCCGGCAGAACAUCGACACUUCCCAGGGGGACGUGAUCUUCGCCGGAGACGGACAGGAGGGCUCCCCGGGCCGGGACUUCGCGCUGCUCACGCAGUGCAACCACACCAUCAUGACCAUCGGCACUUUCGGUUUCUGGGCCGCCUACCUGGCUGGUGGGGACGUCGUCUACCUGGCCAACUUCACCCUGCCCUACUCCAGCUUCCUCGAGAUUUUCAAGCCGGAGGCCGCCUUCCUGCCCAAGUGGGUGGGCAUUAACGCUGACUUGUCCCCGCUCCAGAAACUGCCGAGGAGUCUAUCUGGAAUAGUCUGACCCAUCUGGAGCCAGCAUCAUGCAUCUCCAGAGGCCGAGCAGCUCCUGGCGGUCUUGCAGCAGGCGGGCCUCCAUUUCCAGAGUGAUUCUAGUUGACUGGAAUUUCAGAGAAAGAGAGGCUUUCAGUGACUGCCUGAGCAUUCUAGAACCACCGGAAAGUAUGUUCCCGAUGGUCGGCAAUGUCGGGGAAGGAUCAUGACAGUUCUGCAAAGCACAACGGGCCACCUGUUGUCCCCAGCACAUAUCCAGAGUACUUCUAGAUAGCAAUAGUACUUCUGGAUGGCAGUAGUACUUCUGGAUAGCAGAGGGCCCAGGAAUCAGAAACUACUCCUUCUGGUGUUGAGUGUUGAGGUCUUUUACGGAAGAGAUAUUUCUCUUUUCCUGGGCCCUCAGGAUGGCAGGAACUGAUGUGUGUUCUAGAGCAAGCACUGGCCAGCUCCCGUUCUGUGUUUCUGGAAUGGUUCUAGGCGGGGGGCUUGCUCUAGAGCAGGGCGAGCCCUGCAGGGCUCUUCCAGAGCAGUGGGGGCCCUGGAGUUCUGGAGAACCUUGGCGAAGAGUUGAGUAAAGGUACAGCCAGAAGCUCAACACGUCACCACUGCCAGAAAGACUGAUGCAAGGCAAACCGUGUAGCUGGGGCCAUCUCUGAGAAAAGUGAAACUCUAUCCAACGUCUCAGCCUCUGAAUAAACCCCCACAAAGACUUUACUUUCCAGCAGAUAGGCUAAAACGUGGGAGGUGGAAGAGAGGGGGGGCUGCAGAAAUGCCACAGCUUCGGAAGCAAGGCUUUCCAGAGGUUUAAGGAGACUUGUUUCUUAAGCUCAAAAACUACCAAAGACGAGCUCUGGCUGGUGUGGCUGGGUGGACUGAGUGCAGGCCUGUGGGCCAAAGAGUCACCUGUUCGAUUCCCAGUCAGGGCACAUGCCUGGGUUGCAGGCCAGGUCCCCAGUAGGGGGCCUGUGAGAAGCAACCACACAUUGAUGUUUCUCUCCCUCUCUUUCUCCCACCCUUCCCCUCUGUCUAAAAAUAAAUACAUAAAAUCUUCAAAAGAAAACUGCCAAAGACAGGCACUGCCCAUGUUAGCUCUGAGUUUGGGUUCCCUCUCCCAGUUAAGGACCUUCCUUCCUCUGCAGCUGGGCUGCUGGGGCAGAUGGGAUGGGUUUUCUGGAAGUCAGCUGGCAUGAACGAGUCCUCUGCCUUGCAGAAAGUCGCUGGUACUGUGCCUAAUCACUGUCUGUCUGCCCCUGAAUCCACAGAACUUAGCGACAGCUGGCUUUGGCAAUGAUGGAUGGGAAGAUUUGAAGGUAUGCAGACCCUGGAUUAACCUCAUACCCCAGCAGGGGGACCCUUGGCCAAGGAGGAUAAGAUUCUUGACUUAAGAUUUCAGGAGCCCCUUGAUGCUUUUCGAAGAGGGUGAAGGUAGAUACAUUUGUUACAAAAUUGUCUAAGAAUCUAAGCUCCUUUUGUAGUCCUCUCGAGGAGUUUUGAGCAAUUAUUCAGUACUCAGCUGCCAUAAGAGGGAGAGAGGAAGUUUAUGAAUUAAAAGUCCACAUCAGCCCUGGCUGGGGUAACUCAGUGGACUGAGCACAAGCCUGUGAAGCAAAGGGUUGCUGGGGCAGGUCCCCAGUAGGGAACACAUGAGAGGCAACCACACAUUGAUGUUUCUCUCCCACUCUUUCUCCUU